Myodes glareolus (Bank vole) is the source of this 3600-nucleotide messenger RNA. RefSeq names its product ZFP2 zinc finger protein (gene Zfp2). NCBI's taxonomy places the organism in Eukaryota, Metazoa, Chordata, Mammalia, Rodentia, Cricetidae. Gene Ontology annotation, molecular function: DNA-binding transcription repressor activity, RNA polymerase II-specific; RNA polymerase II cis-regulatory region sequence-specific DNA binding. Gene Ontology annotation, cellular component: nucleus; nucleoplasm. The record is from RefSeq and is a predicted model, not a curated record. Gene Ontology annotation, biological process: regulation of cytokine production; negative regulation of transcription by RNA polymerase II; regulation of immune system process.
GCAACCCUACUUACAGAAGAUGUGCUGACAGGGGAUCCCACUCCCCUCUACCACGGGCCUUAGUCCUUCUGUCAGAUCAAGAAUAGUAGUUUAUUUCAAAAGCCUUACAACGCAAUACGAUUUCAAGUAACAGCGGGAGAAGUGGAUCUUUUCAGGACAGUGUCGGCUGGCCUCACCAUCAUUCAAACAAAUGCAAUUACGAUGCAUUCCACAUCCAAGACUCCACAGAGCUGCUGAAACUGGGGCCCUUUGCGGGGCCUCCACUGCAGCUGCGCACCAGAGUGGCAGAGCCGGUCAACUUCAAAUCCCAGAAACCCUGGGUCCCGGAGUGGACUACAUUUCCCAAAGGCCUGCGCGUCCUCAGUCCUCCAACCCUCCCCACCCCUAGCCCCGCCUCCCCUGUGAGUUUCAGCCGGCCGCUGGGCUUCUGUGCUUGGCUUUGAGGCUUGGGGCAGAGCUCUUCGGGGCUGAGUCUCCACGCGUGACUCGAAGCCUUCAUGAGGCGUGGCGGAAGCCAGAGGGAGAUCACAUUUUUGGAGACUGUACCCAUCCUUGAGAAAAGCCCAGAAAGAGACCAUGACUCCAGAGCAAAGGGAAGGGAAGCCUCAGGUGCAGGAAUUUAAAGGAUGCCCCCACCUAGAUGAGACAUCACGUGGACAAAGGAAAGCCAUGCGGCAGGGGACACAGUUUCAGGAGCAUGACUCUGAAAGCAGGGAGACAAUGUCUCAAGAAGCCAUGAAGAAAAUCAGUGAGCACAGAGGUCAGGAAAUGAGAUGCUCAAGACAGCUGAAUUUUAACCCAUCUCCUCCAUUACCAUUUGUGGGCCUUGGGAAACUGUCAGUGACGUUCGAGGAUGUGGCCGUGCUCUUUACUCGGGAUGAGUGGAAGAAGCUGGACCACUCUCAGAGAAGCCUGUACCGGGAGGUGAUGCUGGAGAACUACAGCAACCUGGCCUCCCUGGGAUUUCCAUUUACCAAACCAAAAAUGAUCUCCGUGUUGCAGCAAGGAGAAGAACCCUGGAAAGCAGAGAAAGAAAUUCAUGGUGACUCCUCUCUUGGAUGCAACAGCAGUCUUCAAACCACAAAAUCAACUCAAACUAAAGAUUCGUCAUUUCAGGGAUUAAUGAGGAAACAACUCAAAAGAGACAAGUCCUGGGACUUCACCUCAGGAAAUUUCUGCAGAUCUGGCAACAGUUUUAAAAAGCAGGACAAAAAUGAGAGCUUACAAAUAAUUCCAGUCACCCAUACAAAAAUCUUUACUGUAGAUAAAAGCCAUAAGAAUUUUGAAUUUGGUCCAAACGUCGACCUGAAGUCAGUUGGUAAACGAAAGAUCGCUAGAGAAAAAACACAAAGAAAUGGCCUCAAGGAAAAUUCAAAUUCACUUAAUCAACCAAAAAUCAAGACUGCAGAGAAACGCUAUAAAUGUAGUACUUGUGAAAAAGCUUUCAUGCACAACUCAUCCCUUCGAAAACAUCUGAAAAACCAUACCGGAGAGAGAUUAUUUCAAUGUAAAGAAUGUUUGAAAGCUUUCAGCCAAAGUUCUGCUCUUAUUCAACAUCAAAGAACUCACACUGGAGAGAAACCCUACAUAUGUAAAGAGUGUGGGAAAGCCUUCAGCCAUAGUGCAUCCCUUUGUAAGCACCUAAGAACUCAUACUCUGGAGAAGUCUUAUACAUGCAAAGAAUGUGGAAAAUCCUUUAGCAGGAGGUCUGCCCUUUUUCUGCAUCAAAAGAUCCAUGCCCGAGAAAAUCCUCAUAAAUAUAAUCCAGGUAGGAAGGCAUCCACUUCCCUUUCAGGAUAUCAGAGAAUCCAUUCCAGAAAGAAAACCUACUUGUGUAACGAAUGUGGCAACACCUUUAAGUCUAGCUCAUCCCUUCGCUAUCAUCAGAGAAUCCACACCGGAGAGAAACCUUUCAAAUGUAGCGAAUGUGGCAGAGCCUUCAGUCAGAGUGCAUCACUUAUUCAACAUGAAAGAAUUCACACCGGAGAAAGGCCCUACAGGUGUAAUGAAUGCGGAAAAGGCUUCACUUCUAUCUCAAGACUCAACAGACACCGAAUAAUUCACACUGGGGAGAAAUUGUAUAAUUGUAAUGAAUGUGGCAAAGCCUUAAGUUCCCACUCAACCCUUAUUAUUCAUGAGAGAAUUCACACUGGAGAGAAACCAUGUAAAUGUAAAGUCUGUGGGAAAGCCUUCAGACAGAGUUCAGCUCUGAUCCAGCAUCAGAGAAUGCACACUGGAGAAAGACCUUAUAAAUGUAAUGAGUGCGGGAAGACAUUCAGGUGUAAUUCAUCCCUCAGUAACCAUCAGCGAAUUCAUACUGGGGAGAAACCGUACCAAUGCCAGGAAUGUGGGAUGUCAUUUGGUCAAAGUGCAGCUCUUAUUCAGCAUCAGAGAAUUCACACAGGAGAGAAACCCUUUAAAUGUAACACGUGUGGGAAGAGUUUUAGACAAAGCUCCUCCCUUAUUGCACAUCAGCGAAUCCACACUGGAGAGAAGCCCUAUGAAUGCAGUGCAUGUGGGAAGCUCUUCAGCCAGAGAUCCUCCCUUACCAAUCACUACAAAAUUCAUAUUGAAGAAGACUCCUUGAACACAGAUUUGCAUGAGUAAAAGCAAUUAACCAAAGUUCCUCAGAGAAUAUAUACUUCAUAUUGGCUUCAUAAAUAUAGUGAAUAUGAGCAAACUUUCAAUUUAGUCCUAUGAGAUUAAAAUUACAAGGAUAAACCUUGGCUAUAUAAUAAUUGAGAAAGUUUUCCUACCUUUCAGUCACCUUUUAAGAACAGAUACUUUAAAGUUAUAAACAUUAACAUUGACCAUUUGUAAGGUAAAAGGAACACUUUUAUUUUGUCCAUAUAAUAUAUAAUAUGUGCAAUAUAUAAACCCUAGAAAAAUCUGAGUUUAGAAGUGCUAUGCUGUUGUUAUUAGCAAAAGAAAUAUCAGCUAUUAGCAUAUUUACUACAACUAAUAUUUUAAUAGUAAAUAACUAAAAUAUAUGCAUUUUUUAAAGCAAGGGACCAAACUUUAAAAAAAAAACUACCUCACAAUGUCUGAAAUUUUCCUUUUCCUAUACUAUUGUCAAACUGCAUGAAUUUUAUUAAAGAGAAAGAAAAAAUUUUGUGCUUCUAAUUUUCUAACUUCCCUACAAACCUCGCACACUUAAUAUUCAUAUUCUAACUUUGUGCUGUGAAUUAUUUUCCUUCAUUGCCUUGACUCAUUAGUUAUUAAGCCACGCCCUGAAUGGUAGCAGUAAAUCUUGUCACAGUUGCGUUGGAGCAAACAGCUAAACUUGCCAAAAUGAGCUGUGUGAGCGAUUAAGAAAGACAUCUGACAUAACCGGCUCUCAUGCACACCACACACCUGAACCUCCAAACAUGCCCGCCACACACAGACACGCAAAGGACAAAAUUGCGUUUUCCAGUGCUAAUAAAUAGACAUAAUUUUUACAUAUGUGCCUUAUUUAAGUAACCUAGUUUAUUUUAUGUGUGCAUGCGAAUUUCUAAUAGUGUAUUUGUAGAUUCUUGGCCCUCACGAUCAUGCUAUCUACAAAUGUCAUUUUUCUCUUAUCAGUGUCUUGUUUUUCUUAAAAUGUGCCACUACCUCUAU